Clupea harengus (Atlantic herring) is the source of this 1691-nucleotide messenger RNA. RefSeq names its product putative defense protein Hdd11. Gene Ontology annotation, cellular component: membrane. NCBI's taxonomy places the organism in Eukaryota, Metazoa, Chordata, Actinopteri, Clupeiformes, Clupeidae. The record is from RefSeq and is a predicted model, not a curated record. The transcript has 4 exons. Bases 1049 to 1681 code for a protein of 210 amino acids.
UCUCUCUCUCUCUCUCUCUCUCCAGCUGUCCAUCUGAAUGACUGGCUUGGCCAUGAUGUCUGGACUGUCUGCAUCCCAACCUCCCCCGGUUCGGCCUGUCUCCUAAUGCUGCAUGUCAGAGCCCUUCUGCCUGGCAGAACUGGCACUGACACUGCGGGUGGCACCUGGCAGCGGUUCGCAUGCCAGCGCCAGUGUGUCUGUUGCGAUCAGCUGCACAGCGCCUGUGUCCAGCGCCUUUAUCCAGCGCCUGUGUCCAGUGCCCUGCACCUUCACGGCUGAACACUUCAGGACCCCAUCAUUUGCUUCUCCAUUCCUCUCUGGAUCUGAGGGAAGUUGUGCACCCAGCCUGUCCCAGGCCAAUGCAGAUCCAUGAUUGGUACAGUUUCAUGCCCAUCAACUCCUUCGACCAAUGGAUCACCUGAAUAGGGAACUGUGUUUGAAAAGAAUUGCGCCCCCAGUGGUGGAUCACCAGAAUGACAGGAAUCUAAUCUAGAGGAAUACAGGAGCAAAUAAGCAGAAUAUUUAUACAGAAUAUCAAAAUAUUACGGCUCUUCAAAGUCUGAUAAAUGUUCAGUGAGAGGAAUAUUUGUGUUUUUCACCUAUUUUAAUUUUUGUUUACAUUCCUUUUUUCUUUAACUGAUUUUUAUGGUACAGUGUUAUGUGCAACAAUUUUAAGGUCUUCAAUUAGUCAAUUAGUGAGAUUUGUAGUCUGGUGCAUCACUUGUUUUAUUCAUUCUGAUGAGUUACCGUAUGAUGUUUGUUAUUUUUCUAAAUGCACUUAAAAAAAACUAUGCAGGCUAUGCAAGUGGUGGGAAUUACAGCUUAUUUAUGGUAAUACAUGGGAAUAAUCUUCGUCUCUAAAUAAAUAAAUGCGUAUUUAAAGCAGAGACACUAAGCAGUGAAACUUUAUACCGUAGGCUCAGUUGAUCUGCUCCCUUGUCGGGUAUGCGAGCUGCAGGCUAUUCAGUUACUCACCUUUUUGAUUAUGCGCGACCAGGUGUGUCUCUCCUGGCAUGGGUCGGUGUGAAAAAGAAUCAGGUGUGGCAGUAUGACGUUACGAGAGAGAGCAGAGUGGAGUCCGUUUUUCUCGAGUAUGGCUCCAGAGAAAAAGAAAACAUCACAGCGUCUUACAUUCGCCUGGUUUCUGGUGUGUGCUCUUGAAGGCUGUCUGAAUGCAUAUCCUGGCGGAGCGCCUUCCAGCUCGUGUGCAACCAUGCUACCCGAACACGGUGUAGGACCGCAGAACACAGACUCGCCUUACACCGUCGUGGUUAAUAGCUCAACUUAUCGCUAUGGGGAAAGAGUUCAAGUUUAUAUUGGAUCUGCAGAGAAAUACAGAGGAAUAUUACUGCAAGCCCGCAGUGCCAACACCUCUGCAAUUGUUGGGAGCUGGGUAACUCUCCCAUCACACAUCAAGACUCUGAAAUGUGGCUCAGGGGCAGCCAGUGCGGUGACUCAUAACUCUAAGAGAGAGAAGGUUGGCAGGGAGUUGGUUUUCACCUGGCUGCCGCCCAAAACAGGUGCUCCACAGGUGCUGGAGUUCUGGGCAACAGUGGUCAAGGACAAAGCCACGUUCUGGACAGAAAUCAAGUCAUCUGCACUACUCUUAGGUAUGCUGUACUUCCAUCAGUACAUGCCUUGCCUGAUAGAAACAGGGAUAAACAAGAAUAAAGAAGGCUAGAGUGCUUUAU